Molecule: messenger RNA, 3712 nt
Organism: Cryptotermes secundus
Lineage: Eukaryota; Metazoa; Arthropoda; Insecta; Blattodea; Kalotermitidae
Gene: AP-1gamma
Product: AP-1 complex subunit gamma-1
Exons: 20
Coding region: 209-2827 (872 amino acids)
Biological process (GO): Golgi to vacuole transport; intracellular protein transport; receptor-mediated endocytosis
Cellular component (GO): Golgi apparatus; AP-1 adaptor complex; membrane coat
Molecular function (GO): clathrin-cargo adaptor activity
Source: RefSeq, a predicted model, not a curated record
AUAUAUCAUCCAUCUUGGAUUGUGUAUGUACUUGGUGGGGUUGGCCAGCUGAGGCUGGAGGAAUGAAUUUUGAUUCUUUUUCCUGAAAUUUGUUAAUCUUUACAUUUGUGAAGUCGUAUUUAAGCCAGGAAACGCACACCAGUUUCUGCUGUUUACCACAUUAUCUGAUCGAAUCUUGCAUCAUUUGUGUACAAAUUGAAGAGGAAACAUGAACCCCUCUGAUCAUGGGUUUAACCCAGCCUUCAACAUGGCUGCAAUUAAACAAGUUAUUAAUGAAGCUGUGGAAAGGGUGAGGAUGCCUACUCCUAUGCGGUUAAGGGAUCUGAUCAGACAGAUACGGGCUGCACGGACAGCAGCAGAGGAACGUGCCGUAAUAAACAAGGAGUGUGCUUAUAUCCGUUCAACAUUCCGUGAAGAGGAUAGUGUCUGGCGCUGUCGGAAUAUUGCCAAACUUCUGUACAUACAUAUGCUUGGGUAUCCAGCACACUUCGGUCAACUAGAAUGCUUGAAAUUGAUAGCUUCUCCAAGGUUCACUGACAAACGCAUUGGAUACUUGGGUGCCAUGUUGUUGUUGGAUGAACGCCAGGAUGUCCACCUGCUCAUCACAAACUGCUUAAAGAAUGAUUUGAACAGUUCAACACAGUUUGUGGUUGGCCUUGCACUAUGUACCUUGGGUGCCAUUGCAUCGCCUGAAAUGUCUCGUGAUCUUGCCUCUGAAGUGGAACGGCUGAUGAAGUCACCAAAUGCAUAUAUCCGCAAGAAAGCUGCAUUGUGUGCAUUCCGCAUAAUACACAAAGUUCCAGAAUUAAUGGAGAUCUUUCUCCCAGCGACACGGUCAUUACUGUCAGAGAAAAAUCAUGGCGUUCUAAUCACUGGAGUCACCUUAAUCACUGAAAUGUGUGAAAACAGUCUCGACACACUAAAUCACUUCAAAAAGGAUUCCAGUCACCAGGAGAUUGUGCCAAACUUGGUGCGUAUUCUAAAAAAUCUAAUACUAGCAGGCUAUUCUCCAGAACAUGAUGUCUCAGGUGUUAGUGACCCCUUUCUUCAAGUUAAGAUUCUCUGUCUGUUGAGGAUAUUGGGGAAGAACGAUGCUGAAGCCUCGGAAGCAAUGAAUGACAUUCUUGCUCAGGUUGCAACAAACACUGAAACAAGCAAGAAUGUUGGCAACACAAUCCUCUAUGAGACAGUUCUUUCCAUUAUGGAUAUUAAGUCAGAGAGUGGCUUGAGGGUUCUUGCCAUCAACAUUCUUGGAAGGUUUCUGCUAAAUAAUGAUAAGAACAUUCGUUAUGUGGCUUUGAAUACACUUCUGAAGACUGUGUACAUUGACACCAGCGCUGUGCAGCGGCAUAGGAGUACCAUCCUGGAGUGCCUCAAGGAUCCUGAUGUUUCAAUUAGACGGAGAGCUCUUGAACUAAGUUUUGCGCUUGUUAACUCCAAUAACAUCCGGACAAUGAUGAAGGAAUUGCUGGUGUUUCUGGAGAAAGCUGACCCUGAGUUCAAAGCACAGUGCUCAUCCAGCAUUGUUUUAGCAGCAGAGCGCUUUGCUCCCAAUAAGCGCUGGCACUUGGAUACAUUACUCAAAGUGCUCGUAGCGGCUGGUAACUAUGUUCGGGACGAUGUGGUGUCCUGCACAAUCCAGUUGGUCUCAGAGUCAACAUCACAGCAGGGCUACAUUGUAGAGCAGCUGUGGCACGCGCUGGAGAGGGACACAAUGGACCGGCAGCCACUCACACAAGUUGCCACCUGGUGUAUUGGAGAGUAUGGAGACCUUCUUAUAUAUGGACCUUCUACCAGUGAAGACAACCCCAUCAGGGUGUCAGAAGAUGAUGUAAUUGCAGUAUACCAGAGAUUAUUGUGGUCCACACAGAACACAAUCAUUACCAAGCAAUAUACAUUACUGUCACUUACAAAACUCAGCACACGCUUCCAAGCAGGCAAUGACAAGAUUCGCCAAAUCAUUGACACAUUUGGCAGCCAUCUGCACAUUGAGCUUCAGCAGCGUGGUGUGGAGUUCUCUCAACUAUUUCGGAAGUAUGAGCAUAUGCGACCAGCAUUACUGGAGAGGAUGCCCCCCAUGGAGACUGCACGACCUGCUGAUGCAAAUAACACAGCUGCCUUGACAAAUGGCGAGACAUCAGAAGAUUUGGAUGCAGUAGGGGACGAGGGAAACCUGCUUGUAGAUGGCACAAAGGAAUUUCGUGAAUCCGAGACACAGGACUCGAAUGCUCUGCUGGUUCUACUGGGAGGUGCAGAUAACGCUGAGAGUGAUAUUACACGUCAGACAGAAACCAGUAAACCUGCCAGCACAGACAAUCAGGAUCUUCUUGAUCUGUUAGGCGGAUUGGACUUGAACAGUAUUACCUCUGCACCAGUAGCUCCUCAGAACAACAGCAACAUCCUCCUGAACACAAACCAAAGCUCUAACUUCUUAGUGGAUGGUCUUCUGAACAGCGAACCUGUUAUAAACCAUUUACCAAGUAUCACAGCAUAUGAGAAGAAUGGUCUGAAGAUAGUGUUCUCUUUGGAACGUCUGCCAGAAAACCCCAACACGACGGUGAUCAGAAUGUCUGCCAUGAAUGAAACCCUUAACCCUAUCACCGAGUUCCUGUUUCAAGCUGCGGUGCCUAAAACAUUCCAAUUGCAAAUGCUUUCUCCGUCAGGUACUGUGAUAGCACCUGCUGAUCAGGUGACACAAGUUCUAAGGAUCACAAACCCCAACAAGACAGCCCUUCGUAUGCGUAUUCGAGUCUCGUACAGUGCAGGAGGCACAACACUACAAGACCAAGCAGAGGUGAAUAAUUUUCCACCAGAGAGUUGGCAGUGACCUUAUGCUGCAUGAGGAGCAUGUUGGCAUUAGUCAUGGCAAUUGCUACUGUUCUUCAGGCAAUAGGAAGGCAAAUAAGUGCCAUCUUGGCAUAAUAAUGGUCAGUCUGAUCGCUGGGCAGCUCCAUGGAGGCAGAGUGUACUUAAUCACAUUCAGUUUGUGAUGACACAGGAAUUCGAGCUUUUCCAGCUCUUGUGGUGCGAGUAUCAUUACACAGGUGUCUAGUUAAGGCUCGAAGCAAGAGACUAUCAGGUAAUGAGCCCAUGACCAAUGAAAUUAAAGGGCUCAAUUGCAAUGGGUAGGGGGUCAUAUGAAGGUUCUGCUUUCUCACAAAUUUGGAGGAAUGUUAUGCCUAUGUAUUGCUUUUUAAUGCUGUUUUGUGCAAAGUGCUUUCAACAUGUGCUGCACCAUUUUCUUAAUAUGCUCUAGUGUACAUAAUAUUGACGUUGAAUAUCCUUAUGAACCCAUAAUAAUUUAUGAAGUUCUGAAUUUAUCAGAUACCAAAUAUAGGAAGGAUUAGCAGUCAGAUAAUAAUUUUCUUUGCAGUUGAUUUGUCUGGUAUGUGAGAACAAAUGAAUCAGCAGAAUGAGGACUUUGUCUGCAGUCAUUAAUGUAUUUUAUUCAUUCAUAUUUGUAGUUAUUACUGUGAAGUAAUCAGUUUGUUCGUAAGUGAUGCUGUGAUAAUGUGUAGACGGGAUGUAGUGAAGAAGUUACAGUACAUACAUACACUUACACAUGGCAGAAAAUAAGACUUUCUUUUUCUGACAAAUAUUCUUAUAGCCCUGUUUGUUUUUCCAAUUUAUCUUUGACCUGUGUAAGAUUUGAGGCUUUCACGGCGGUGACUAUGAAGAAAGCAGUCUUCUGGGAUUUGGCACCGUGUAUAAG